Messenger RNA from Corticium candelabrum, 2545 nucleotides. RefSeq lists its product as uncharacterized. The transcript has 15 exons. The record is from RefSeq and is a predicted model, not a curated record. Lineage: Eukaryota; Metazoa; Porifera; Homoscleromorpha; Homosclerophorida; Plakinidae. Gene Ontology annotation, molecular function: protein binding. Bases 5 to 2392 code for a protein of 795 amino acids.
CGUGAUGGAGUUUCUAAACUCACAAUAUCGUGCUAACAUCAAUGCAACAAACGGCUUUGGCGAGUCUGCUGUGUUCGUUGCUGCUGCUUGUGAUAACCCAGAAACCAUCACAACAGCUGCAAAAAUGGGUGCUGAUUUGAGUCUCAGAAGUGAUCUUGAUGAAUCUGCAAUGGACAUAGCAGCCAGAGAAGAUUCUGUUUCUUGCAUUGUGACUAUUGCACAGAAGGCUCCCGAAACAGUUACAGCUGUUAACGAUUAUGGUGACACUUCACUCAGCCACUGUUUUACGGGUGAGAGCGUCGACAUGUUAAUCAAUCUGGGAGCAGAUCUGAACCACAGGAAUGAAACAAGACGCACAUCCCUUCACACAGCUGCUACUGAUCCAGAUAGAGAAGAAGCAGCACGCAAGCUUGUUUCAAGAGGUGCUGAAGUUGAUGCCAAAGAUGAGGCAGGCAAGACACCAUUACAUGUGGCAGUUUCGAUGAACAACACACAAGGGGUUGACUUUCUUACCGAUGAAGUUGGGGCAGAUGUGAAUGCACGAGACAACGAAGGAAAAUCCCCACUUCUAGUUGCACUUGAUCGUAACUUUGAGACUCUGACGGAGAAUCUUAUUCGCAAGGGAGCAGACACUUAUGCCUCGGAUGUCAGAGGAUUGACUGCGCUUCAUUACGCUUCAAAAAACGGUUAUGAAAAGCUUUCAAAAAUGUUGUUGGAUGCCGGAGUAGUCGUUAAUGCUCCUGACAUUGAAGGAAAGACACCUCUACAUUACGCAGUUAUUAAUAAUCCUCAUCUAGCCAAAUUGCUCGUUGAAAACGAUGCGGAUAUGUAUAUACGUGAUGCACGAGGAGACACUGCUCUAGGCUUGUCUCGCAAGAGCGGCCAUCCUCUAAAGCAGCUGACAAGAGAAGAGGUAGAAGUACUUGAUUUUACAGACGUAUCGAAAGAUGAGCUUGCUGUACCACCAGGCCCAACGUGUCCGUCAAAGUGUUUUGCAGAUGGACCAGGUUUGAAAGGAGGACAGGUGAAUACAAGAUACAGUUUUAGUGUGUUUACUUGUGACGAGAACGAAAAAAUUCGAAUUGUCGGAGGAGAUUCCUUGUUCAUUCGAAUCGUUCUAGCUGACACCAAGACAAACAUCACAGCCACUUCUGGCCAGAGAGACGACAAACGUUUGAUGAUAACAGAUAACGGUGAUGGAACGUAUUCUGUUGCUUUCGAAUUGUCAGACGCUGGAUCACACCAAUUUCACAUUUCAAUUGGAGAAGAGUCAGUUCAUGGAAGUCCGUAUGUUAUACCUCUGGCACAAUCUGCUCCUCCUCCACCACCUAUUAUCAGCACCACAAUCUAUGAGCCUGCAGAUUAUCCUGAUGAGCAAAUAUGUUUUGCAAAGAAGGAAGGAAUUGGACAAGUUGACAUUGCAAUUGUUUGUGAUACUACUGCAAGCAUGGGUAAAGCACACGAAAUCAAAACUGCUCAAAAGCUGAUACAAGAUCUCAUAGACUCUAUUAAUAACGAAAGUCUUUGCAGCGACUUGAGAAUAGCUGUUGUUGCGUUCAGAGAUCAUCCGCCAAGAUACACCGCCUACGUGACUAAGGUUUGGUCGUUCACUUCAAAUAUUGCCUCUGUCAGGGAAGCUGUAAAUAGUCUUGAAGCCUUGGGCAAAAAUCGUAGGGCUGACCUUCCAGAAGCCGUUACUGAUGCGGUAAAAGAAGUAAUCGAUCUCAAUUGGGAUGAAACGCAGAGACCUCACGCUGUUCGAAUGGCCGUGUUGAUAGGAGACGCUCCGCCGCAUGGUAUGUCUGGCCUAACAUACCGAGACAAUUUCCCGAAUGGUUGCCCAUGUGGUCAUGAUUGGCUCAUGUUAGCAGACCAAUGUCGCUUGAAGAAGAUCAACAUCUACACAGUUUUGUGCCGAAAUGAUUCUUUUGCUGCGCAAGCCUUCAGUGGAAUAGCACAAUCCUCGGGCGGAAAAUGCACUAAAAUUCAACAUAAUAGCGACAACGCUGAAAUCAUAAAUUUAAUUAAACUGCACGUUCAAGAACAAUUGGACCAACAGCUCACCAAUAGUACAGUAUCAGACGUUAUCAUUACAAAGCCAUUGGAGGAACGCACGUUUGAACAGCGACUUGGACGCGUCAAAGAGGAACUGUCUACUCUAGGCUUUACAGUUCGACGAUUGGACACCGGACUAGGUACGGCUACUCUUCAGAUCAGGUCAGUCUGUGAGGACGACAUUUACGAGGCGGUAGAAGACUUCAAAUCAUGUGAGCGCCUUGUUAAUUCCAAACGAGAUUUCAUUCUGAUGGAUCACAUGGGGAAAAAGCUUUAUGCUUUGCGGAAAAUUCAAGGAAAUCUUCCUUCUGUUGUAGAAACUAUCACGCAAGUUUGACUGAUAAAAUGACACACAUGCAUGCAAUCGUUCUGUGCUUUUUGACAUUUGUUGAGUUGUCAGUAUACAGUUAUAGGUAUAGAGUGUGUAACGUUAACUUAUCUGUUUGUGCAUGUUAAAUGAGCUGUAAAAAUUGUUGAUUUUGACGUUAUG